AUGGCGCUCUGCGACGCUUUCUUGCCCCACGGCACGUAUGCCCUGUUGAACGCGAGAGGCGGAACCGCGCUCGAUCUUGCGUGUCUCGAGAGGCUGGAGGGACAUCUUGUGCACUACCGGGCAAACCAACAGUGGAAAUUCGUCAGUACGGGGCUCGGGUGGGCGAUUGAAAGCUGCUGCAAGUCAAAGAAGGGAGAGUCGCUUUACCUCUCCAUCGCGGGUGGCCGUCUCGCAGAGCAGACCCGCGGCAAGGCUUCCACCAUCCCCACGAGCUGGGAUGUGGCCCUGAUUGGCGAUGUGCUAAGAAUUUCGUGGCCAAAGACAAACUAUGUUGUCGAGCUGAGUGGCUGGGGAAAUUCGCAUCCCGGUACCCCAAUACAGAUCAUGCGUCUCAAACAGGGUGAGCAGUGCCAGCUCUGGCACUUCACCCGCUGCGGCAUACUCGCCGCGUCCUCCGAUCAUGCCGAAGAUGUGAAUAGGACGGGACCCAGGCCUACUGGACCACCACCUCCCACUCUGCACGUCCUCACGAACGUUGAUGAAGAUGCUGCGCUUGAGCUGGAGAACGCCUCCAGGAGAUGGGUGAAGCACGGCCCCACUCACAAGGAGCCUAGUCAGCAAUGGAAAUUUGUCAGGAUCGGAGACGAAGAGGUUAUCCAAGCAUGUCGGGCUUCUUUAAACAACGAGCCGCUGUACUUGACCGUGCAAGGACGCGCAGAGCCAAGUGCCCACAUCGUCGCAAGCCCGUAUCCGGUAGGUUGGCAUGUCGAACGCUCUCAAAUCGCAGACGGCAGAGGCACAGUGCGCAUAUUCUGGCCUAACACGAACCUCGUCAUCAGUACCAAGAAGUUCGUCGACGGGAACAGCGUCGUGCUCACGGAAUGCGACGAUACUUUGUCCUCGAAGUGGACUGACAUCACUAUCUAG
Messenger RNA from Trametes versicolor FP-101664 SS1, 927 nucleotides. RefSeq lists its product as uncharacterized. Lineage: Eukaryota; Fungi; Basidiomycota; Agaricomycetes; Polyporales; Polyporaceae. The record is from RefSeq and is a predicted model, not a curated record. The transcript is spliced from 7 exons. The coding region runs from base 1 to 927 and encodes 308 amino acids.